This is a messenger RNA of Colletotrichum spaethianum, 1437 nucleotides long. RefSeq names its product spartin. Gene Ontology annotation, biological process: autophagy; cytoplasm to vacuole targeting by the Cvt pathway. The record is from RefSeq and is a predicted model, not a curated record. The coding region runs from base 1 to 1437 and encodes 478 amino acids. Gene Ontology annotation, molecular function: phosphatidylinositol binding. The transcript is spliced from 2 exons. NCBI's taxonomy places the organism in Eukaryota, Fungi, Ascomycota, Sordariomycetes, Glomerellales, Glomerellaceae. Gene Ontology annotation, cellular component: phagophore assembly site.
AUGGCGGUUAUUGACCAACACCAAGAUGACUUCUCCAACGUGUCCUGGAACACGGAUGAGCACACCGCUGCUGAGAGCUCAAGUUCAGUGACUGCGACCGAAUACGACGACACGGAAAGGAAUGGACACAAUGCCUACGAAAGCGAUGCACCCGGCAGCAACGACCGGGAGGUGCUGGACUGCGUCGUCUCCGAGCCUCUCAAGGAAAACGAUGGCUCCAAAGAUACCUUUGUCUCGUACUUGAUUACCACUAAUACCACGUUCCCCUCCUUCCAGAGAUCGCAAACAACAGUCCGCCGGCGAUUCACAGACUUUGUCUUCUUGUAUAAGGCGUUGAGCAGAGACUACCCAACCGCCGCAGUUCCUCCCCUGCCCGACAAGCAGCGGAUGGAAUAUGUUAGCGGCAAUCGCUUCGGUCCGGACUUCACCAAUCGUCGAGCGCAUUCGUUGCAGCGCUUCCUUACCCGCCUCUCCCUUCAUCCCGUGCUUCGCCGAGCCGAUAUCCUCCAUAUCUUUCUCGAGAGCCCUGACUGGAACGCUACGAUGCGCAGUCGCAGCGUCAGAGGAUCUACGAGCAGCGAUGCCGGAAGCAGUGGGGUAUUCGAUAACCUCACCGACAGCUUCCUCAACGCCUUCACCAAGGCCCAUAAGCACGACAAGCGGUUCCUCGAGGUCAGAGAACGAAGCGACAAGCUCGACGAAGACUUGGCCCACAUCGAGAAGGUGGUAGCACGGGUAGCCCGACGGGAGAACGACCUCGAACUGGACUUCAAGGACCUGGCAGAACAGUUCCAGAAGCUUAUCACGCUUGAGCCGGGUGUCGAGAACGAAGUCAGACAUUUUGCCAACUCGAUCGAGGACACCGCCAUGGGUCUGCGCAAGCUCAAGGAUGUCACCGAUGGGGAUUACCUAGGCAGUCUCCGGGAUAUGCAGGCCUACAGCACAGCCUUGAAGAGCCUCUUGAAGGCGCGCGAGCAGAAGCAGGUGGACUACGAGCAGCUCACGGAGUACCUUAACAAGAACACUGUCGACAGAGACCUGCUCCAGUCCGGCCAAGGCUCGGGUGGCCUGUCGGGUGCCAGCGGCAGACUGAUGCGCAAACUCGAGGAUGUGCGCGGAGUCGAUCACGAGCAGGCUCGUCGCGAUCGCCAACGAAAACUGGAGAUGAAUAUCGACAAGCUUACCACGGAAGCGGAGCGAGCCAAGAAGACGAGCGAGAUGUUUGACGACGAGGUCGUCAAGGAGGUGGCCGAUUUUGAGCGGAUCAAGCGGGUCGAGUUUAAGAAGCAGCUCGGCGGUCUCGCCGACUCUCAUAUUGAGUUUUACGACGAGGUCAUUGAGAUUUGGGAGGGGUACGUCAAGGCGAUGGAGAAGGAAGGCGUGUCGGGAACACGCAGCACUGGUGUUGAGCCCCCUGGCCGGCGUCUGGUGGACUAG